Molecule: messenger RNA, 1995 nt
Organism: Phycomyces blakesleeanus NRRL 1555(-)
Lineage: Eukaryota; Fungi; Mucoromycota; Mucoromycetes; Mucorales; Phycomycetaceae
Exons: 31
Coding region: 1-1995 (664 amino acids)
Source: RefSeq, a predicted model, not a curated record
AUGUCAAAACCAUUACACAGCAAAAAUGAAAUACUGAGGUCCAACACUGGUUUGACCAUCAAUCCAUCCAAAGCCUAUUCACGCUCAGAAACAAGAGAUAAACUGACAGGACUUACUAUAAUUCAAGGAGGACUUUUCAGGCAAAGUCAAGCAAUCAAGAACAGGUUUCCAUCCAGGGCCACAGGUACACCAAGACUCGAGGAGCAUAUGCUCAUUGUCUUUUGUAUGCUUCUAGUGCCUUCCGUCCAGGUCAAGCAUCAGGGAUCCGAUCAGAGUCCACGGUUAUCAGUAUCCAUUCCAUCCAGGUCAAGCUUCAAGGUUCAGGUCAAGGUCCACGUAUCCAUUCCAUCCAGGUCAAGCUUCAAGGUUCAGGUCAAGGUCCACGGUUUUCCGAUCAAGGUCCACGGUUUUCCGAUCAAGGUCCACGGUUUUCAGAUCAAGGUCCACGGUUUUCAGAUCAAGGUCCACGGUUUUCAGAUCAAGGUCCACGGUUUUCAGAUCAAGGUCCACGGUUUUCAGAUCAAGGUCCACGUUUUUAGGUCAAGCUUCAAGGUUCACGUCAAGGUCCACGGUUUUCAGAUCAAGGUCCACGGUUUCAGUAUCCAUUCCAUCCAGGUCAAGCUUCAAGGUUCAGGUCAAGGUCAACGGGUUCAGGUCGAGGUCGACGGUUUUCAGUAUCCAUUCCAUCCAGGUCAAGCUUCAAGGUUCAGGUCAAGGUCCACGGUUAUCAGUGUCCAUUCCAUCCAGGUCAAGCAUCAAGGAUCCGAUCAGAGUCCACGGUUAUCAGUAUCCAUUCCAUCCAGGUCAAGCUUCAAGGUCCAGGUCAAGGUCCACAGUUUUCAGAAAAAGCAUCAAUGCUCUGAUCUCCCAGAAAUGGUCAUAGUGUCAGCCAUCCAGGUCAAGUGUCAAGGACCCGAUUUCCCAGCAAUGGCCAUCGAUGUCAGGCGUCAAGGUUGCGAUCUUCCAGCCAUGUGUUCAAUCAUCCAGGUCAAUCAACAGGAUUCUGAUCUCCCGUCCAUGUGUUCCGCCCAUCAUGUCAAGCGUCCAGGUUCCCAUCUCCCUGCCAUGGUUAUAGAUUGUUCAGUCAUCCAGGUCAAGCAUCUAGGUUCUGAUCGCCAAUCCAUGUCUCCAGCCAUCCAGGUCAAGCAUCAAGGUUCUACUCGCCCGUCAAUGGUGACAGCCAUCCAGGUCAAGCAUCAUGGUUCCGAUCGCCCGUCAAUGGUUAUAGCCAUCCGUGUCAAGCAUCAAGGACCCGAUCGCCCGUCCAUGGUUAUAGGUAUAAAAAACAUUAUGGGUAUACACUCACUAGUUUUAUCUAUUUCUAGUGUUCAGUCGUCCAGGUCUAGCAACAAGUGUUCAGUCAUCCGGAUGAAGCGUCAAGGACCCGAUCGCACGUCCAUGGUUAUAGGUUCUGAUCUCCUAGCCAAGGACAAGCAUCAAGGGUCUGAUAGCCCGUCUAUAGUUAUAGUCAUUCAUGUCAAGCAUCAAGGUUCCGAUCACCCGUCCAUGCCUCCAGCCAUUCAGAUCAAGCGUCAAGGACCUGAUCACCCCUCCAUGUGUUCAGUCGUCCAAGUCAAGGUUCAAGGUUUCGACUGCCCGUCCAUGGCUAUAGUCAUUCAUAUCAAGCAUCAAGGUUCCGAUCACCCGUCCAUGCCUCCAGCCAUUCAGAUCAAGCGUCAAGGACCUGAUCACCCCUCCAUGGUCAUAAUCAUCCAGGUCAAGCAUCAAGGUUCUGGUCUCCCCGCCAUGUCUCCAGCUAUCCAGGUCAAGCAUCAAGAUUCCGAUCUCCCCGCCAUGUCUCCAGCUAUCCGGAUCAAGCAUCAAGAUUCCGAUCUCCCCGCCAUGGGUAUAGGUAUAACAAAAAUCGAUGAGCAAUCACACUCGGCUUUAUUUAUUUCUAGUGUUGAAUCCACCAAGAUCAUGCUUCACGGAUCCGGAUUCAUGUCUACUCAUCCACGGCAAUUAUCAGGAUCCGAUUUUCAUGAAUUGUUAUAG